Molecule: messenger RNA, 1871 nt
Organism: Hippocampus comes (tiger tail seahorse)
Lineage: Eukaryota; Metazoa; Chordata; Actinopteri; Syngnathiformes; Syngnathidae
Product: membrane cofactor protein-like
Exons: 13
Coding region: 153-1220 (355 amino acids)
Source: RefSeq, a predicted model, not a curated record
GACGUCGAUCAAGUCACGUGGUCACCUCGCCUUUUUCCUGUUUAACAAUUUCGAGUUAUAAAUUCACCAUCUUGAAAGCAGCAUUUCCGAUUGGGACCAUUGAUGACCUUCGGUUUUAACAGAUAUGUUUCGUCCCCUGGUCUAAACCAAUCAUGGACGUCUCCUCCUUGUUUCUGCUACCGUUCUAUCUUGGCCUUGCCAUGAUUGCUCAAGCUCAAGAAUGUUCCAGACCUACACUCGGCAACAACAUGAACCUGAGGGAUGAUGACAUACUUAAAGAUAUAUUUCCAGAUGGGAGCAAAGCUAAUCUUGCCUGUGCUGUGGGUCACGUGCAGGCUGGGGGGAGUCUAUCUAUUACCUGUACAGCUGGUGCCUGGAGUCCUGUGACACUGGAAUGCGAGAGGAGGAGCUGUGGUGCUGCAGAAGAAUUGUCGAAUGGAUAUCUUGAUUAUUCUGAGGGGAUUCAGUUUGGUGACAAAUUAUAUAUCAGUUGCAAAACAGGUUACAUAUUGGUUGGUGAACCUGCCCGCAUUUGUUUGGCCAGUGGGAAGUGGAGUGGCCACCCACCAUCAUGUGAAGUGGUGACCUGUGAACCCCCGCGGGAUUUGGCUCAAGGCUCUUUCAGCCCUAUACAGGACAUCUACAAAUAUGAAGACUUUGUACAGUACAUGUGUAUCAAAGAUUAUGUCCUUAAUGGAUCCAAAGCAGCAUCAUGUUCUGCUGAUAGACAAUUCAAACCUGAUCCUCCUGUUUGUGUCAAGGUGAACUGUGUCGAAAUCAAAAUUGAAAAUGCCGAGGUGCUCUCAGGUGCUCGGCCCCCAUAUGGGCACAUGGCAUUCGUGACAUUCCAGUGCAACUCUGGAUACAAGAUGGUUGGAUCUCCCACCGUGACGUGCGACAUAAACAGCCGCUGGUCACCAAAACUUCCAACUUGUCAGCGAAUAGAAAGGCCAACGACUGCCAAACCUGUUGACAAAGGGACACCAACAGCCAUUCCUCCGACACCAGAUGACAAAAAUGGUGGUAAUCAUUUGGGGAUGUCUCUGGGUAUUGCUUUUGCAGUCAUCAUUGGACUAGCUAUCAUCAUUAUCGUUGGAUGCUAUUACUUUGGAGGCCUUACAUUCAUCAACAAAAAGAGCAAAAAUGGCUAUCGGAAAGGUCGCUCCAAUGAUGUGGCUACCACAGAUGGGGAGGGAGUGGUGCUCUCAGUAAGACACUAGGUGCUGCUGAGAGCUUGCUCCAAAAGGAUCGGAGCGGCAGGUGACCAUAGGACCCCUGCUGGCACCACACUGCUAGAAAUGGAAAGAGAAUUGUAACCAAUGUCUGUGUCCGGUGGACAUCACAUUAGUUUCUCAUGACAGAGCAGUAACACCUUUCAGUUAGCACUGUGCUUGAGUUCUGUUUUUUGUCAGCGCUUUUUUUUUUAAUGCAUACCAUUUUCCUCACUUGCAAAUAUAAUUUUUUUAAAAUGGCUGACAAAUUUCCACUUACACUCUAAAAUGCAGACAGUACAUCAUGGGUGUACAUAUAUGGGGAAAAUAUCUUCGGACAUGUCAUAUUUUCUCCAAAUGUACUAUUGGGAUUUCUGAGGAGGAAAAGGCGUAUUCUUUAUGCCUUCAUGCACUUCCAAGUGUUUUAGCUUGUGGAAAAGAUGUAUUUAUUGUGUACUGCCAAAGACUUGCAAAGUUAUGUAGCCAUUGUUUGUCAGUCGCAAGCGGUUUUGCUGUGGCUAAGACAAAAAAAGAUUGAUGUAAUGAAUGUAUUGUAAAUUGACAUUUACUGAAUGGCUUUGACACAUUUUCCCAGAUUUAUUGGCUUAAAAUCAGCUUUUGUUUUCGAAGCUAAAUGAAAUUAAAAAAAAAUAAAUUUGC